AUGUGCCGUUUUCCUGUUUGGGAGACGGAAGCAAAUGGUGGCUCUGCAAAAUACGGCAACAACAAAUACAGCAGCGACCAGCCACCCGAUCUUUUCUGUCUUCCAUUGCGUGAAGCGCAGAAGCAGAAACAUGCUCUGCAGCGUGCACAGAAGAGGGUGGCUGAGGAAUUAGAGGCUCGGCAGCUCAUAGAGGCAGCAGGAACUGAACCCCGACAGGCCAAACAGAAGGCUCUGGCAGAUGCUCAAUGGCUCAAUGGGCAACCCACUCAAAAACGAGCCCCUUCACCAGAGUCUGAAUCACUUGCUGGUGACAAGAGCAACAUUGGUACUGGCCGCAAGAAGCAGAAGCAACAGCCAGAUGGAAUAGAAGAUAGCGACACUCAAGCAGGAAAGGCAGCAGCAGCGAAGGUGACUGGAAAAUCACGCAAGGAUAAGCAUCAGCCCAAGAGGCAAUAUGAACCAUGCGAGUCAAAUAACAGGUUGGACACUGAUGCCGCUCUCGCUGCAGCAGAUGAGCACCAUCGACCGCUGCAAAAGCAGACGGUUAAACUGCCAGUCAAGAUGGCAGCACGGAAGGAGCAAGAUGAAGAGUUGACUGAUGAUUCUGUCCGUCCUGAUGAUGAGGAUGACGAGGGCCAGAGUGAGGAGGAGCCUGACUAUACUAAAAUGUCAGCCACUGAGCUCAUGGAGCUCAUGGAUAAUGAGGCUCCCGCAUUCCCUCAAGAGCCUGUCAUGGAUGUGCAAGCACUCUUCGAUGUAGACGAGGCCAACAUCGAGAUGAGCUCCACAAGGUCUUCUCGUAGCCGGGGUUCAUUAUUGGGAGUUUCUCUGCCGCCCACCUCUGAGUCCAAUGGAGCUAUUCUGGGUGACACUGACGAUGAGGAUGCCCUUGGGCCUGCUCCUCCUUUGAAGGCCAACAAGAAAAACAAUAAGGGCCUGAAGAAGCGUGAGGCCAAGUUUCGUGAUGAGCGUCCAAGCAUUAUCUCGGAUGAAGAACGUGAAGCAGUCAAGCCAGUUAAGAAAGACCACCAUCGCAAGAUCCCCCUGCAGCCACACUUGGCGAGUGCUCAAUGUUCAAGUCAGGACGACGAUGACGAAGAUGACGACGAAGACCAAAAAUGUUGGCCUGUACAUGCCCACCUCCGCGGCACUGGCCUCCUCCAGCAGAACAUCCACAUCCGUACGGUUUGUCGUGAUGCUAUCAAGAUGGUUGAAACUAUGAUUGUCACUGAUUGGGCGUGGCCAGAGCUGAAUUGUACUGCAGAGUACUGGCGCGAAGUGCUUAGCAGGGCCGCGAAAGCCUUGAGGAACAAGGAUGCCCGAUACAGGGACACUUAUGCCCAAAUCAAGUCAGAUGAGUCGUUCAUGAAAGCUCUCGGAAGAUGGGCUAGUGGUACAAACCACAUUGCUAUCUUUCAGCUCGGAGUUAGGGAUUCCUGUAAGGCGCGGGUUGAGGCACUGUUCGAAGAUGAUAUCUAUGUCUACCUGGGCCAUUGGGAGGAUGAUGUCAAUGGAAAGCCAAUGUGGGUGGUGAAGGCAAAGGAGAUUUACCUCAACCCUGCCCUCGUUAGUGUUCUCAAGGAGGCUUUUUUCGACACUCCAAGUGCAUUUGGGUACAAGUUCAAGGAGUUUUAUGUGUCAUUGCAUCCCAGCCCUGAGUUGUCAGAAAAGGAGUUGACAGUUCCGCUUGUUGCCCUUGCAGCCACUGGGCUAUAUGCAGGCCUCUACGUUUGGCGGGAGGGCACCCAAGACAAGGCUGACAAAUUUGAAGGUGAUAAGUAUAAUUCAGUCUUCGAGCUCCACAAGAAGUAUCUGCUGGAUCUGAAGGAGAAGAAUAUCAGAAAGUUCCAUGCUGUCAUGUCUGAGCUGUAUACUAGAGUGACCAAUGAACCAAAGUCCAACAAUGCCACACACAAGAGUGGUAACCCUCUUUCUGUUAUGGAUCUUAGUGGUUAUGAAUAG
Cyclocybe aegerita is the source of this 1962-nucleotide messenger RNA. NCBI's taxonomy places the organism in Eukaryota, Fungi, Basidiomycota, Agaricomycetes, Agaricales, Hemipholiotaceae. The record is from the annotation of a GenBank genome assembly.